Messenger RNA from Thamnophis sirtalis, 2101 nucleotides. The record is from RefSeq and is a predicted model, not a curated record. Lineage: Eukaryota; Metazoa; Chordata; Lepidosauria; Squamata; Natricidae.
CCGGCGGCGGCAGUCGAGGCAUUCUGGUGGCGGCCGCCGCUGCUGGAAAGAGCAGGAGCCCGGGCAGGCGGGCGGGCGCCGGGUGUGUGCAUGUGGGGGUGGGCUGGUGGGAAAAUGGCGGUCGUGGCAGCCUGGUUUUGGAACGAGCGCUUCUGGUUUCCGGGCAACGUGACUUGGGCCGAGUUGGAGCGAAAGACCUCCGAGGGAUACCGCGCCGGUCACCUUCUAGCGGCGAUCCCGCUCGCCGCCGGCCUUUUGGUCCUAAGGCACUUCUUCGAGAGGUUUCUUGCCAAACCCUGUGCUGUGCAUGUUGACAUUCAAGACAAUAAACCACGCAGAGCUCAAUCUAAUGCAAUUUUAGAAAAAGUGUUUACAUCCAUCACUAAAUGUCCAGAUGCAAGACGGUUAGAAGGUUUGUCCAAACAACUAGAUUGGGAUGUCCGAAAAAUCCAGCGCUGGUUUCGACACCGGAGGAACCAGGAUAAACCCAGCACCCUUACAAAGUUCUGUGAGAGCAUGUGGAGGCUUACAUUUUAUUUAUCUAUUUUUAUAUAUGGACUCAGAUUUCUUUGGUCGUCACCCUGGUUGUGGGAUAUACAACAAUGCUGGUAUAGCUAUCCUUUUCAGCCGAUAACAGCUGGCAUUUAUUACUAUUAUGUCAUCGAACUGGCCUUUUACACGUCUCUUAUGUAUUCACAGUUUACUGAUAUUAAACGAAAGGAUUUCUUCAUGAUGUUUGUCCAUCAUGUGGCUACUGUUGCACUCAUUAUCUUCUCCUACAUAAACCAUAUGGUGCGAGUAGGUACUUUGGUCUUAUGUCUCCAUGAUUCAGCAGAUAUAUUAUUAGAAGAUACUGAAUACUACUAUGUUUGAAAGCUGGGAACUAAUUGGCCCCUACCCAUCCUGGUGGUUGUUCAAUGGCCUUCUCUUAACAAUACAAGUAUUACAUAUCAAAUGGUCCUACUUCAUCAUUCGCAUUGCCUACAAAGCUAUGGCACGAGGAAAGGUAUCAAAAGAUGAGCGCAGCGAUGUGGAGAGCAGCUCUGAAGAUGAUGGUGGGACAUCAAACAACAGAAAAGGAAUUAUUAACACUUCAAGCAAUGAUCACAAUCGGAUCAAUGGCCAUGUAACUAGUGACCAGUGGGCAGAAGAAUAAAAACAGGGGACAGCUGCUCCACAAUCCAAAGAUUUGAACUCAAUUAUCUAGAAAUGCCCAGUUACAAGAAAUUUUUAAUCAACUGUCUCACCACUCCCAAACCCUCCAAUGAAUCUGAAACAGGACAACACAGGCAGUUUUGCACAGGAUGAAGAAGCUGUUUACUAGUGCAAAACCUUUUUCAACUUUAAUGUUUAAAAGAAUAAGCCAUUUUGUAUUUAAUGUUUGUUGAAAUAUGUAAGAGGAGAAAAAGUAGGCUUCAGGUGGGGUUUUUGGGGGGAGUUAAGCUUGAUCAUCAACAGAUUCUUUGUUUUAUGAUAUUCCAGAAUUUUUGGACAACGAUCUAUCAAUCCAUAUUUCUUCUAGGAUCUACUGGGCUACACCUAAACAACCUGGGGAUUGUGGUACAGAUAGAGUGAACGGUUUACUUAUUAGAGCAUGGCAUAUCAAUGACCAAUAUUUUUUUCCUCAUGUCAUCUUACUGAGUGAUAAGAAAGAUGAAGCUGACAUUUAUUUUCCUUGAGUGGUACAGCAUUUCCAAAGUCUUCAUUGUGAUUUCUUACACAAUCCUGCUUUUCGUACCAAUUCUGGAUUUGAGUUCAUUUAAAAAUUACAAAACGAGUAGUUUUCGGCAAUAGUAUUAUAGAUAGGGAUGACCAGUGUUUGUUGGUGAUUGUCCCAUAAAGCUAAGUUGCAAACGUUCCCAUGUUUUCAGAAAAGUGAUACCCUGGAUGAACCUCAAUCUUGUAUGAUACUGCUGGGAUGCAAUGGCUAUCUCACAGGGACUGGAUGGGUCUCCUGCCCCCACUUGCCUUUUAUUCAAUGGUACUUCAAAGAAGAUGGAAGAUGGGGAAGUGUUGAUAGGACUUGGGCUUUGGAAAUCCCCUGAAUUAUCAUUUUAUAUUAUUGUUUACUCUGUGAUUAAAAAAUCCUUGAUGAAUAGGA